Messenger RNA from Penicillium coprophilum, 519 nucleotides. Its product is annotated as SEC61-beta family protein. Gene Ontology annotation, cellular component: Sec61 translocon complex. Bases 1 to 519 code for a protein of 172 amino acids. Gene Ontology annotation, biological process: intracellular protein transport. Lineage: Eukaryota; Fungi; Ascomycota; Eurotiomycetes; Eurotiales; Aspergillaceae. The record is from RefSeq and is a predicted model, not a curated record. The transcript is spliced from 2 exons.
AUGGUAAGUCCAUCCACCCCAGACCCAAACCUCAUCAAUUACCUAUCCGACGAUCAAGCCAGCUUGGCCCCGUCCACCAACGCAACACCCCAUUGCGAACGCUCUAGCCAAUCCCUCAAUCCCAUAACUAACACAAUGCACCACCAGGCCUCCCCUCGACCAGCAUCUCCCCUCACCUCAGGCGCCGAGUCCGGCCCUGACUCAAAGUCCGGUGCCGUCGCAGCCACCGGCAACUCCGUCGGCCGUCCCUCCUCUCCCUCGACUCCCGGCGGUCCUCGUGCUGCCAUGCGCCGCCGUGCCGCUGCUGACCACAAGGAGACUCUGCGCAAUGCCCGUCCCAGCUCCACCCGCUCUGCCGGCGCCGGUGGUUCGUCCGGAACCAUGCUCAAGCUCUACACUGACGAGAGCCCCGGUCUGCGCGUUGACCCCGUUGUUGUCCUGGUCCUGAGUCUGGGAUUCAUUUUCUCUGUUGUUGGUCUGCACGUCAUCGCCAAGAUCUCCCGCAAGUUCUCCGCUUAA